Molecule: messenger RNA, 4039 nt
Organism: Pseudocercospora fijiensis CIRAD86
Lineage: Eukaryota; Fungi; Ascomycota; Dothideomycetes; Mycosphaerellales; Mycosphaerellaceae
Exons: 8
Coding region: 1-3741 (1246 amino acids)
Biological process (GO): regulation of transcription by RNA polymerase II
Molecular function (GO): DNA-binding transcription factor activity, RNA polymerase II-specific; protein binding; RNA polymerase II cis-regulatory region sequence-specific DNA binding
Source: RefSeq, a predicted model, not a curated record
AUGACAGUCCAACCAAACCGCCUACCCUUACUCCUAGCCUCCGUCGGCGUGAUUCUCUUCGUUGGCGCCCUCCUCCACCAGAUGAAUGGUGUGCCACAAACAUGGAAAGAUUCUCUAAGCAAAAGUGUCAGCGGUGUGGGAAAGACGAAUCACAUUACGACAUCACAGCCAAGUUUCUAUGACAUUGCGCUUUCGCAUGGGACGGAUAAGGUUACCAAACAUCAUUAUCAUCAUAUGUAUCAGAAAUACCUCGAACCCUACCGAAAUGAGCCUUUGAAGUUUCUUGAGAUCGGUCUUGGUUGCGAUAUGUCGUACGGUCCGGGAGCUUCGUAUUAUACUUGGCUCGAGUACUUCCCAUACGUGGAUUUGUACUAUAUCGAGUACGAUGCUGCUUGUGCGGCGAAGUGGGCGAAUGAGACGACUGGUGCCACGAUCUUUUCUGGUGAUCAGGCGGAUGUGGCGUUCUUGAAUAGGUUCAUGGGCGAGGCUGGGAUGGAUUUUGAUGUUAUUGUUGAUGAUGGUGGGCAUAGGAUGAAUCAGCAGAGGACGAGUUUGGAGGUGCUUUGGAAGGCCGUGAAGCCUGGAGGAAUCUACUUCUGUGAGGAUUUGCAGACGAGUUAUUGGGAUGACUAUGGUGGUGAAAAGGCGAAUACUGGCAAGGUGAAGACCAUGAUGGCAAUGAUCAAAGAGCUGGUAGAUGACCUUCAUGUCGGUCCGGGAGGACACGCGAGAAAGCACGAGCGUGGAAUGCUGCGGCUCAAGGCCAGCUAUCAAUUGUGCUUGAUGAGGACGCGGGAGAUGGUCGGCAUGAUACGCGGAUGUGGUAUCGCGCCAGUCUUCGGUAGCAGUAUUCAAAGUGCAGUCACCGGACCGCCACGCGCCCCUCGACAAACACACUUCUGCCAUCGCGUGAAGAGAGGCAGACAUGCCAUCUGCCGCCGAGAAUCAUUAUCCCCACGACACGCGCUUCUGAGACCCGCAACGAACUCUGCGUGCGACUCGACCAAUUCGGCACCCACCCGCCCGUACCUUCACCCACCACUCCAAAGUCGGUCGGCCUGGCAUUCGCCCAUACAUCCUACGCCUGAGCCCUCCUCCCGCUGUCUUGUUCGCUCAGCAAUUGCAAGCUUACCGUUGUCAAAGGGAGACAUCGACAGAAGUCAACUCGACCACGAAGGCCACUCGCAGCACAACCCAUCGCUUCAUUCAGCUUGCGAUCCCACCACAAUGCCUCCUUCAGGUCGUAAGGGCAAGACGCGCGUGCGUAGAGCACCUGCAGCUACCGAAACCCAUGAGCCGUCUGACGUUGACACCGCUGAUGCCAUUGCAACUCCGUCGCGAGGCUCGAGGAAACGCGCGCGCGGAGCUGACACCGCCGCUCCUGCUUCUCGCAACACGCGGAGGAAGAUCAAGGAUACACGAGCUCUAGACCGCGAAGACACCGAAGGCACAGAGCCCCACGAGCCGAGCGAUAAUGAGACCGAGACAUCUAUGCCAACGGAGCAGGAGAUCAUUCAAUGUCUGAAGGUCUCCGACAAGCAGGUCAACGCUACCGAAGAUUUCGCCAAUGACCUUCUGGAAGGACAGGAGAAUGUGCCAGGCUACGGCAAGAUCGCUGGUCGCGACUGGAUUUUCAUCAUUCGAAAAGUAGAGGUCAACAUUGGAAGACCUGAAGCUCAUGAGAGAUUGCCUGUCAGCGAUGAUGGUGCUCGAGGCACCCCUACUGCGAAGACUGUUGUCGACAUCGACCUGGGCCCGGAUCGCCAAGUCUCCAGACUGCAUGCUGUCAUCCACUACGAUGGCGAGCAAGGACGCUGGAUCAUCAUUGUGAACGGACGUAAUGGCAUCCGUGUCGACAAUAAUCUACUGAAGCGCGGCAGUCAGUCCUACCUUCGUAACGGCAGUGUAAUCGAAAUCGCAAACACUCAGAUGGCCUUUAUCACCACUCCAACUGCUGAGAACGAGAGCCCUAUUUGGGACGCCUCGAUCAUUAGACAGGCUCAGAAGUCUUCCGAAGAGGAUGACGACGGCGAAGAUGAUGCACGCAAUGCUGGUCCUCGCAGCCACGCUCCUUCCGGACGCAGUCACCUGCAAGACAGCGGCAUGUAUCAAUCGGACUACAACGGCCAGCAGCAACAACAACAGCACAAUUCGCAGCAUCGCACACAUCCACACUCGCAACGCGCACUGCAGGCCACCCCUGGUACGCCCAUGCGUGGUGCGCACUCGUUUGUAAAGUCAUCGCCGGCUGCAAACUAUGCUCGAGGCGUGAUGAUGGAGUCUACUGAGACCAUUGACUACUCCGCAGACAACGCCAAAGAUCUGAAGCCUCCGCAUUCGUAUGCUCAGCUGAUCGGAAUGGCCAUUCUUAGUACGCAAGAACAGCAAAUGACAUUGAACAACAUCUACAAGUGGAUCAUGGCCAAUUACGCAUUCUAUCGUUUCAACACAGGUGGCUGGCAGAACAGCAUCCGCCACAAUUUGAGCUUGAACAAGGCUUUCACUAAGAUCGCACGUCGUACAGAUGAGCCUGGCAAGGGCAUGAAGUGGAUGAUUGAGCCUACUGAAUUUGACAAUUUUGUGCAGCAGGGCAUGAAGGGAUGUCGGCGACCAAAUCCAAUUCCAGGUACUCAGAGUACCCUGGGCUCACCAAAUAGUCCAAUGGAUCGCAUUCGGGCUGGUGGCAAGCGAGAAGAUGAUACAACGCCACCACUCAACCCAUACCCACCUGCCUACCCAUCUGCGAUGGAAGCCUACACUCCUGAUCGCGGUCCGCGUCGCCCUGUGAACGGCAACCUGGGCAGUAGUGUAGGCCUGGGCAUUGAAGGCAACAGCUUGGUCGACUACGACUACCCGCAGCGCUCGACGCCGCGGAACGGCCUCAAUGCCGUGGCCAAUGCCGCAGGGUCUCCUCCCGCGCUUUAUGUCAAUGAUGACGGUCGCGUCGGUCCUUUGGAUACCCCGUUCCCGCUUCGACCUUCGCAGCGCCUGGCACCACCCAGUACUUUGCGACGACCUAGUGACUUCAUCCAAUUCAGCAGUCCCGCGCCAUUCUGGAAGAUGGACGGCGUCAACAGCACUCCCUUCCGGCCAUUUGAUCUGAGCCCAUUGAAGACUCCGUUUCCAAAUCUCAAGAAGGCCAUUGCCGAAGAGCAGAAAAAGAGCGAAGCAGAGGAAAGCUCCCCAGCUGAGAAGACAGAUGAGGAGGAGAAGCCUGCGAGUGAUGAGCCAAAGUCAAAGGACAGUCCAGUCGUCCCGUCGAGCAGUCCACCUCGCGCAAUUGGUACCGGCCCUGCGCUCGAUGCCAGUCCGACGCUCAGUAGGCCAGCGACUGCUGUUGCCAAGACACUGAGCCAACUGGCUAACGCUGGCAAGGUGCAAUCUCAUCACGCUCCGGAAAAGACACCGCCAAAUGGCAAUGGCUUGGCGCCUCCUGUGCAACAGCACACUCCACCCACGACCGUCAUCAGUGCACCAAGUCAUCCAGCUAUUCGGCAACAUGAGCUGCCACAGACUGCUGUGGCGAACAGCUUCGAGUCUGCUGGAUCCCAGCGGGCAGUAUCACAUGGAUACAGUAAUCCAUAUGCUGGAACCCAUGGUUCACACUCCAACGGAUAUGCCAUGGAUGAUGCCGAGGAGGAUGGGAUCGAUCUUGCCAAGGGCUUUCAACCCAUUGGCGUGUUUCAUCAGCGCAAUCAUUUAGCGAUGGGAAUGGCAGGUGCUCCUGGCUUUGGACGCUAGUAAUCCAACCGCAUUCGAAGCGAACUGUUUCUCCUUUAGAAAUCGGAAGCAUCAGCAUCGAGUAGCCUUUUUCAGCAUUUGGCAUGAUUGGCGUUCUGGCAACGCAUAGCGUAACGAAACUUUAGACGAGCGAAAUGAUAAAGGGAAUAGGCUGCACUGCAUCACGCUAAUGCAAUGGAAGGAGUUGUUGGUGUUCAGACUGUAAUUGAGACAUUGUUGUUUUAGGGAUCAUGCAGAAUAGGAAGAAGAAGAAGAAGAGGGAGAAGAUUUUUCUGCACUCUCCUCUUUGAUUGCUUUC